This is a messenger RNA of Centruroides sculpturatus (bark scorpion), 1107 nucleotides long. RefSeq names its product RAC family serine/threonine-protein kinase homolog. Gene Ontology annotation, biological process: protein phosphorylation. The coding region runs from base 27 to 359 and encodes 110 amino acids. The transcript has 7 exons. Gene Ontology annotation, molecular function: ATP binding; protein kinase activity. Lineage: Eukaryota; Metazoa; Arthropoda; Arachnida; Scorpiones; Buthidae. The record is from RefSeq and is a predicted model, not a curated record.
GAGAUUAUUGUGGAACUUUAUCAUUUAUGUGUCCGGAAAUUCUCCAGAGGAAGCCUUAUGAUUCCUACUGUGACUGGUGGGCGUUCGCCAUUGUGUUAUUUCAAGCGUUGGUUGGAAGAACUCCUCUAGAGAUUUAUGUAAAAGAAGCUUUCGAUAUUGAUAAUGUGUAUUUAUUGCCCCGUUACGACCGGAUAAGAGCUGCUCUAAAUGUGAAGAUGUCGUAUCCUCCUGCAUUAUCGGAUGAUGCCAGACAUUUUAUUUAUGAUCUAUUGCAAAAGGACCCUUGCAGACGUCCUCUAGAAGUAAAUAUAAGAGAACACGAGUAUUUUCAUAAAGUGCCUUGGCCCAAAAUUACUUAGGGUUUUCGGCAGAAUAAACUGAAAAUGAAGUUCGGAUCUUUCUUGAAAUCAAUGUGGAAGCCGGUUAAGAGAUCUUUUGUUUAAUGCUUCUCACUGAAAUUGACCUUUCAUCGAUUUUGUCUGUCCAGGAUUUGAUCUUUACCGAUUUUGACUUUCCAAAAUUCGACUUUUUAUCGAUUUUGACUGCCCAGGAUUUGACCUUUACCGAUUUUGACUUUCCAAAUUUUGACCUUUAAAGGAUUUUGACUACGUCAUUUCAAAUAUACUCGAACUUGACUACCGGAUUGUGUCUAUCUUAAAUUUGAUUCCCGAAUUGUUUUCAUUCUCGAAUUUGACGCAUCCUGUUUCUGUCCAUUACUUAUUGUGUCACUCAUUUCGUGUCCAUUCCUAAUCAACGUCUUCUUUCGAUCUGUGUCAAUUGCGAACAGAAAUUUGCUCUGAAUUAUGUCGAAUCGAAAACAUCUAGAAAUUAAUCUUCGGUAUCUUUAAUUCUGCAACCUUGUCUAAAUACAGUACAUUAAAUGUCUAAUAAACUCAAGAAACGUUAAUACAGUAAAGAAAAGACGCAUGGAAGCAAUAUCUCUGGAAUAAUUUGCGUCUACCGAAAUUGUCAAGACAAAGUUUGCUGAAUAUUCGGAAAUUGUUACGGAUAAUGGAUUUUUAUGUUUAAAAGCGUGUGAAAGUGCGAAGGAAUUGAUUUACAAAAGGAUUUCUUUAAAAGUAAACAUAAACCAGUUGAAAAAGAAGG